Molecule: messenger RNA, 1258 nt
Organism: Medicago truncatula (barrel medic)
Lineage: Eukaryota; Viridiplantae; Streptophyta; Magnoliopsida; Fabales; Fabaceae
Product: peroxidase 10
Exons: 4
Coding region: 47-1027 (326 amino acids)
Biological process (GO): response to oxidative stress; hydrogen peroxide catabolic process
Molecular function (GO): peroxidase activity; heme binding
Source: RefSeq, a predicted model, not a curated record
UUGUCACACAAAGUUCUAAUUAAGUUUGUCAACAUAGUUUCAGCUCAUGGAGUGUGUCUCUAACAAACAUGUUUUUAUUUUCAUGUUUUGUCUUGUGUUUCUUACUCCACUUGUGUGCUCUCAACUAUAUUACAAUUUCUAUAACAGAACUUGUCCAAAUCUGAACAAAAUUGUUAAAGACAAUAUCUUGUCAGCUAUAGCUAAUGAUUCUAGGAUUGCUGCUUCUCUCUUGCGCCUUCAUUUCCAUGAUUGUUUUGUUAAUGGAUGUGAUGGAUCUGUGCUACUGGAUGAUACAGACACACUAAAAGGGGAGAAAAAUGCACUUCCUAAUAAAAAUUCAAUAAGAGGAUUUGAUGUAAUUGAUAAAAUAAAGUCUGAUUUAGAGAAUGCUUGUCCUUCUACAGUGUCAUGUGCUGAUAUACUUACUCUUGCAGCCAGAGAUGCUGUAUAUCAAAGUAAAGGGCCAUUUUGGGCUGUACCUCUUGGUCGUAGAGAUGGAACAACCGCGAGUGAGAGCGACGCAAAUAACUUGCCAUCACCCUUUGAACCUCUAGAAAACAUUACUGCCAAGUUCAUUUCUAAGGGUCUUGAAAAGAAAGAUGUAGCAGUGCUCUCAGGUGCACACACCUUUGGGUUCGCGCAAUGCUUUACAUUCAAACCAAGGCUAUUCGACUUUGGUGGCUCCGGUAAAUCCGAUCCAUCGCUUGAUUCUUCACUUCUACAGAACUUACAAAAAGUAUGUCCAAAUCAAGCUGAUUCCGACUCCAAUUUGGCUCCAUUGGAUCCCGUCACCACGAACACAUUUGAUAACACAUAUUACAAAAAUGUUUUGAGCAAUUCUGGGCUACUACAAUCAGACCAAGCUCUUUUGGGUGACAAUACAACUUCUGCAUUGGUUACCAACUAUAGCAAGUGGCCUAUUCUGUUUUUCAGAGAUUUUGCGGUUUCUGUUGAGAAAAUGGGUCGCAUUGGUAUUCUUGCGGGACAGCAGGGUCAAAUAAGGAAAAAUUGUAGGGCUGUUAACUAAAAACCUACAUAUGUGAUUUUAAAAAAUUUAGUAAUGUAUUUGUAUGAAACUGGGCUUGCCUCAAAUAAUGAUAUAAAUGUGUGUUUAGUAUUUUAUUGGUUUGUUCGUGUUUGGAAAAUUUAGGUGAUACUAUAAUAAUAUUGUAUAGAAGUAAAAUCCUAUUUGGUCCAUUGAUGUACUACAUGUUCUUCACUAUUGUGGAUAAAUCCAACUAUGUUUGUUGGUUAGUUA